AUGGCCAUCCCACAAUCCACGGAUCCAUCCAUUAGGUAUCUAUCCACGACUCAAGCCUAUGACCUAUGGGCUGCCAUCUACGACACCGAUGGCAAUUUCCUCCAAGCACUUGACACCAUUGAGAUGAGAGCACUGGUACCACGCAUGCUUACUCUACUGGAGACCUCACAACUGCCCCGACCUUGGAAGUUGGUCGAUCUUGGAUGCGGUACUGGCCGUAAUACAGCUGCGCUGCUGGACAUCGAAGGAGCCUCGGUUGUAGGGCUUGAUGCUAGCCCAGGUAUGCUGCAGGUUGCCAGACAUCGCCUGGAGAAAUUAUCUGGCGAGAGUGGACAAUUGAAGCUGGAAGUGUUUGAUAUGCUGCAUCAACCCGAUCCGCCGGACUCUGCGAGGGGUGCCGACGCUGUGGUUUCGACACUGGUCCUGGAACACAUCCCAGCGGAUAUCUUCUUCCAUCAUGUCGGUCAAAUUCUCAACCCAGGUGCGCUUCUACUGUUGACAAACAUGCAUCCGGAAAUGGGUAGCCUUAGUCAGGCUGGAUUCACCGACACAAAGACCGGUGAAAAGAUCCGUCCGAUUAGUUUUGCUCACACACUAGCCCAAGUCGAAGCGGCAGCUACCAAGAAUGGCCUAGAAGUUAUCGGACAGCUAGAAGAGAAGGCUGUAGACGAAUCAAUGGUAUCAAUGCUCGGCGACCGGUCUUCGAAAUGGAUUGGUGUGACCGUAUGGUUCGGAGGCAUUUUUCGAAAGAAGAGUUGA
Molecule: messenger RNA, 759 nt
Organism: Capronia epimyces CBS 606.96
Lineage: Eukaryota; Fungi; Ascomycota; Eurotiomycetes; Chaetothyriales; Herpotrichiellaceae
Exons: 1
Coding region: 1-759 (252 amino acids)
Source: RefSeq, a predicted model, not a curated record